Molecule: messenger RNA, 3232 nt
Organism: Sardina pilchardus (European sardine)
Lineage: Eukaryota; Metazoa; Chordata; Actinopteri; Clupeiformes; Clupeidae
Gene: atg7
Product: ATG7 autophagy related 7 homolog (S. cerevisiae)
Exons: 20
Coding region: 778-2925 (715 amino acids)
Biological process (GO): piecemeal microautophagy of the nucleus; protein modification by small protein conjugation; autophagosome assembly
Cellular component (GO): phagophore assembly site; cytoplasm
Molecular function (GO): Atg8 activating enzyme activity; Atg12 activating enzyme activity
Source: RefSeq, a predicted model, not a curated record
UGCCAGAAUGAUACAGCGGUGUUAAUAUCUGCUUUAAUCAGAUCAGAGCAUGGUCAGCAUGGUCGACAACCACGACGUCUUUCACCAGCAGCGUGUAUGAUGUGCAUUCCAGAACUCCGUAGUGAACUGUGCCUGCAGUCUCGUGAGCUAAACGCAUCUUCAAUGAGUUUGACAGAUUUCGCAAUUCGCACUUACUCCUUCAGUAGUAAUUUAAAUGCUUAGCUAUUAAACUAUUGGGGCGUCCUGGCUAUACGACUGUAACCACCGGGCAAACUCUAGAAAUGAAAAGAAACGGAACGUAUCGAUAUUUGUCUGUAUUUUCUUGCCUUGCCGUUUGUGUUUUCUUGAUAGUCUUUUGGUUUUUUGUGUUUUAUUCUAUGUUGGCACCAUAAGAAACUUUGGAGCAAGCUUAGCAUGCGAGCCAGUAAACUACAUACGGCCAAUAUUUCAGUACACAAUCCCAUCUGAGCUGGUGUACAGGCACUAGUGUAACGUCUUCAGUUCGAUUUUAAUAUGUGAUCCGAUGUCAUCUGACCAGCAAGACAAAUGCUGCGCAAGCAACUAACGUUAGCCUUGAGAACGAAUGAAUGAACUAGCAAGUGCGCAAACUUGUUGUCAUAACCCAACAGUUACUGUUACUUGGUUCACUCUAUGCAUCGUCCGUGCCCACCAAGGAACUGACACGACAUUUUCAAAAGACUAACGGAUCACGUGUUUUGAACAAGGAAGUCAACGUUUUGCAUCUUACUGAGCAGUGAGAUAGACCUUGGCUUCAGAAUGGCUGAUGGCUCCACUGUUAAGGGCCCAGGUACUCAAAAGCUGCAGUUUGCCCCGUUCUGCAGCGCUUUAGAGGCUGGAUUCUGGCAUCAGUUGACACAAAAAAAGCUUAAUGACUAUCGCCUUGAUGAAAGUCCUAAAAGCAUCAAAGGAUACUACUACAAUGGUGAUCCAGUUGGCCUCCCUACACGCCUGACUCUGGAGUUCAGUGCAUUUGAAGUUGAUGGUCCCGACCCAGCACGGUGCUGUCCUGCCACAGGCAUACUCUACAACACCAACACACUAGAGGCAUUCAGGUCCAUUGACAAGAAAGCUCUCUUGGAUAAGGAGGCAUCUGAGAUAUGGGAAGCAAUCCAGUCCAAUGCUGCUCUAGAAAAUCCCUCAAUCCUCAACAAAUUUAUUUUGUUGACAUUUGCUGAUUUGAAGAAGUAUCACUUCUAUUAUUGGUUCUGCUUCCCAGUGCUUUGUUUUUCUGAAGGCAUUUCAAUGAUCCAAGAGCCUGUCUCUCUAAAUGACAAGUUCUCUCCCAAGCAGAUAUCUGCCCUCCAAGGAGCCUAUGACAGUCUCUGCACUACGAACAACACCACAGCUGUUCCUUACUUCCUCAUCAAGUACACUGAGGAGGAUGUGAGAGUGGCUCCAUUACAUGAGUGGGAGGCUUUCUUUACAGACCUUAAGAUGGUGACUGUUGGAGUCUAUGACCCCUGCACACUCACCCAGCACCCUGGCUGGCCGCUCCGAAAUCUACUCAUUCUCAUCGCAAACAAAUGGGGUGCCCAGUUGGAUGUGGUGGAGAUAUUGUGCUUCCGGGAUAGGACGCUUCAAGGCACUCGCUCCGUGCAACACAGCAUCGUCUUUCAGGUCAAGCUUCCAGAUCUUUCUGCCAGCACAGACUGUCCUAAAAGUGUUGGCUGGGAGAAGAACCAGAAAGGUGCCAUGGGGCCGAGAAGCGUCAAUCUGAGUGAAUGUAUGGAUCCUAAAAGACUGGCCGAGUCCUCUGUAGAUCUGAAUCUCAAGCUGAUGCGCUGGAGACUGGUUCCGACCCUGGAUCUUGAUAAGGUUAUCUCCACCAAGUGUCUUCUGCUGGGAGCGGGCACACUCGGGUGCAACGUGGCCCGAACGCUCAUGGGUUGGGGAGUGAGACACAUCACUUUUGUGGACAAUGCCAAGAUCUCCUACUCCAACCCAGUGCGCCAGCCCCUCUAUGAGUUUGACGACUGCCUCUCCGGAGGCAAAUCAAAGGCACUUGCUGCAGUGGAGAGACUGAGAAAGAUCUUCCCUGGUGUGAAUGGCGAGGGCUUCAACAUGAGCAUCCCCAUGCCUGGCCACCCGGUGAACUUCUCGGAGGUGACGCUGGGGCAGGCGCAGCGUGACGUGGAGCAGCUGGAGGCGCUCAUCUCCGCCCACGACGUCGUCUUCCUCCUCAUGGACACCCGCGAGAGCCGCUGGCUACCCACUGUCCUCGCCGCUAGCCAGCGCAAGCUGGUGGUGAACGCUGCCCUGGGAUUCGACACCUUCGUGGUGAUGCGGCACGGUCUGAAGCGGCCUCGCGGCGAGUCCUCCGAGUCCAGCGCCUCGUCCGCCUCCAGCACCUCGGCCUCAUCGGCCACGUCCACGCCCGCCGCCGCGCCCUCUCUCCCAGGAGCCUCUCUGUUCUCCAACAUCCCCGGCCACCGGCUGGGCUGCUACUUCUGCAACGAUGUGGUCGCACCAGGAGACUCCACCAGGGACCGGACGUUAGACCAGCAGUGCACCGUGAGCAGGCCGGGCCUGGCCAUGAUCGCUGGAGCUCUGGCUGUGGAGAUGAUGGUGUCCAUCCUCCAGCAUGCAGAGGGGGGCUACGCAGUGGCCAGCAGCAGUGAUGACCGCAUGAACGAGCCUCCCACGUCCUUGGGUUUGGUCCCACAUCAGAUCCGUGGAUUUCUGUCCCGAUUUGACAACGUCCUUCCUGCAAGUCUGGCCUUUGACAAGUGCACCGCCUGUUCACCAAUAGUUCUUGAUCACUAUGAGCGGGAGGGCUUCCAGUUCCUGUCCAAGGUCUUCAAUUCCUCCCACUCCUUCCUGGAGGACCUGACCGGGCUGACGCUGCUGCACCAGGAAACACAGGCCGCUGAGAUUUGGGACAUGAGCGAUGAUGAGAGCAUAUGAAGUGAAUGCAGUGGACAACUCACAAGACUCCAUUUGAUUGACACCAGAAUAGCUCUUCAAAAGGAGAAACAAACAUCAGGUGGACUCCACACUUUCACAAUUGAUAUGUCUACCACUUCAUUUGAGAUCAGCAACCAAAGUCAACAAGCGGUUUCUUUACUGUUGAGCCAUACGUUUGGUCUAUAUUUAUAGAUUUAUGGGGCACAGCAAAGUUUUUUUGUCUUAUUUUCUAACCUCAUGGUGGUGUAUGUCAAUUCCUUGUACUUGGUGUUACUUUGACAGUAACAUUAAAAUGUGUGAAACCAUA